GACAGACAAAGAGACAGACAAGAAGACAGACAGACAGUCAGACACAAGUUGCUCUUUAAUUAUUUAGACAGGGACAUCUAUGUCCCUUUAUGUAGUUACUAGUAUGCAGUUGCUUUAGGAACAUUACAUAGACACAAGUAAUUAGCGGUUAAUUGUAGUUCAUGUUUGAAAAGAUAUGAAAGACAGACAGACAGACAGAAAUCCAGAUUGGGUUGUCAUCAAGUCCAAAAAAAACGCAUUCAAUUCUAUUAGCAGAAGAAGUAUGUUAGAUCAGUUGUCAACAGCAUUUCCCGAUUUGGCAAAUCAUGCUAGUCAGAUGUAUGGAGAAUCUAGUUCGCUUCUAUUCAUGCAAGAGUCCUCUCCAAUUGUCAUCUCAUCUGAAGGAGUCCAUCAAGGGGACCCUUUGGGACCAGCUCUUUUUGCCAUAACCAUACAACCAGUUUCGCUGGAUCUGGAGAAGGAUCAUCCUCAGAUUCACGUCCUGGCAUAUUUAGACGAUGUAUUUCUAUUGGGAAAUGCAACUGAUGUCUUGUGUGCCUUUCAUGAUCUCAAAGGGGCAUUUUCCAGCAUCUCUUUAGAGAUCGCCAAUCACAAGUGUGAGAUCUUCUGUCCAUCCAGUACAGUUGCAAUCAAUGAAUCAGCUGGAAUCCCUGUCAACUAUCAAGGUUCACUCUUCCUUGGCACACCAAUUGGCUCUUCUUUGUUUGUCGAGUCUCCUUGCUCAAUAAUUGCUCAGUCUGGCAACACACUAUGUGUGAUCAACUCACUAAACUAGAAGACAUUCAGAGUGCAAUGCUGUUAUUACGACACUGCCAUGUUCCAAAGCUGGACUAUUUGGCUUGAACUGUUUUUCCUGGCCAGUUGACUCAAGCUGCCAAAAUUCAUGACACUCAAUCGCAUAACACCUUUUCCAACCUACUUGGAUAUGAUCGAUUAGACAACUCAAUGUGUCAGCAGGCAUCUCUGCCAAUUCGAUUGGGUGGCUUUGGCAUGACUCUUCUGAGCUCAGUGUCUCAGCAUGCAUUCGUGGCAUUAUGGGCCAAUACAAUCAUUGAACUUCCGUUUCGAUUCCCAGCUCUGAUGCCACUCGUUGAUUCUCUCGUCGUUUCUCCACCUACUAGUCCAAUUGGACAAGCCUUGUGUCAGUCCCUUCCACUGGAUAAGAUGA
Messenger RNA from Corticium candelabrum, 1168 nucleotides. RefSeq lists its product as uncharacterized. NCBI's taxonomy places the organism in Eukaryota, Metazoa, Porifera, Homoscleromorpha, Homosclerophorida, Plakinidae. The record is from RefSeq and is a predicted model, not a curated record. The coding region runs from base 176 to 775 and encodes 199 amino acids. The transcript has a single exon.